Molecule: messenger RNA, 2256 nt
Organism: Ectocarpus sp. CCAP 1310/34
Lineage: Eukaryota; Phaeophyceae; Ectocarpales; Ectocarpaceae
Source: the annotation of a GenBank genome assembly
UGGGUAGACAUCGAUAUGACCUCAGGGGACCCCGUCAAGAUCGACCCGGCAACUGGCAAGGCACCAAAACAGUCGUCUCCCGAGGAGGUCGUCCCCGUCAUUCGCUUGUACGGCGUUACCGAGGAGGGAAACAGCGUCUUCACUCACGUGCACGGAUUUGUGCCUUACUUCUACAUCCCCUGCCCCCCAAACUUUGAGGCGGUCAUAACAGCUCUUAGAGCCCGUAUUCGCGGAGACGAGAACCGCAUCAGGAGUCUAUGCCUGGGAGUUGGAUUCGCGAAGGACAAGCAAUCUCUCCUGGGCUAUUCUUUUGGCAACACGCGCGACUUUCUGCAGAUCUAUCUUGCUAUGCCAAGCCUGCUGCCGAAGGUGGACAAAGAUAUCCCCGGGGCUAGCUGGAUAGAGCUUCCCAAGGGAACUUACUCGAUACGAUCGGACUCCAAGAAGCGCUCGCGCUGUCAGCUGGAGGUGGAUGUGUUCUUCAACCACAUGAAGAGCCAUCCAUGCAAGGGAGAAUGGAACAAGGUUGCGCCUUUGCGGAUUCUGUCGUUCGACAUCGAGUGUGCUGGACGCAAGGGGCACUUCCCAGAGGCCGACAAGGACCCCGUGAUCCAGAUCGCUAAUGUCGUGAAGGUGCAAGGAAGCGACGACGUAGUCGCCAAGAAUGUGUUCACCCUCGGGGGUUGCACUCCUAUCGUCGGUGCUCACGUCAUCUCGAACGCAACAGAGGACGAGUUGCUGUGGGAGUGGAGCCAAUUUGUGAAGGUGGCUGACCCGGACAUCCUCACGGGCUACAACAUCCAAAACUUCGACGUUCCGUACCUUCUGAAUAGAGCUAAGGCUCUGUCGCGAAAGAGCAAGAAACUCGAGAAAUUCGGCGAGUGGGGGCGUCUGCGAGGAAAAAUGGCAACGAUGAAGGACACGACCUUUCAGAGCAGUGCGUACGGAAAACGCGAAAACGUGGAAACAAGCAUCGAUGGGCGGGUGAUGUUCGAUAUGCUGCCCUACAUGUUCCGCAACCACAAGCUCAGUUCGUACAGUCUCAACAGCGUUUCCGCGGAGCUUUUAGGCCAGCAGAAAGAGGACGUUCACCACUCCAUCAUCUCUGACCUGCAGAAUGGCUCAGACGAAGACCGUCGGCGGUUGGCGGUGUACUGCAUUAAGGAUGCACUGCUUCCCAUGAAGCUGAUGGAGAAGCUGAGCGUCAUGGUGAACUACAUCGAGAUGGCGAGGGUGACGGGCGUUCCUCUCAACUUCCUUCUCUCCAGGGGGCAACAAAUCAAGGUGUUCUCCAUGCUUUUGCGGAAGACGAGGAGUGUUAACCUGCUGAUCCCGAAUCUGCCGAAGCAUGCUGUUGACCAAGAGACGUACGAAGGGGCGACGGUGAUCGAGCCCAAGAAGGCGUUCUACGAGGAGCCGAUUGCUACGCUGGAUUUCGCGUCGUUGUACCCAUCCAUCAUGCAGGCGUACAACCUGUGCUACUCCACCCUGGUGGCAGGCGAGGACAAGAACAAGCUCAAGCCGGACCAAUACCUCACGAGCCCGUCAGGGGAUGUUUUUGUCAAGUCUGAGGUCACGAAGGGGUUGCUCCCGGCGAUUCUGGACGAGCUUUUGACCGCGCGGAAGCAGGCCAAGAGAGACAUGGCGGCAGCUACAGACCCCAUGGAGAAGGCUGUGCAGAACGGCAGACAGCUUGCGCUUAAGAACGGUUACGACCAUGACGCCGACGUGGUGUACGGAGACACCGACUCUGUCAUGGUCAAGUUUGGCUCCAAGACAGUAGCGGAGGCCAUGCCGCUUGCGGAGAAGGCUGCGGAGGAGGUGUCCAAGAUCUUUCCUCAACCUAUCAAGCUGGAGUUCGAGAAGGUUUACUGGCCAUACCUCCUGAUGAAUAAGAAGCGUUACGCGGGAUUGCUGUGGACCAAGGUGGACAAGUACGACAAGAUGGACACCAAGGGGCUCGAGACGGUCCGACGUGACAAUUGCUUGCUUGUCCGCAAGGUGAUCUCGGAGCUUCUCCAGAACAGGAUGGACAUUUCGCUUCUCGUCAUCACCAAGUCCCUGGGAAAGAGCGCGGACAGCGAAGGCUACACCGCCAAGCAGGCGCACGUGGAGCUUGCGAUGCGCAUGAAGAAGCGCGACCCAGGAACCGCUCCCAACGUGGGGGAUCGUGUUCCGUACGUUAUCAUCCAGGAAAGAUAUGUUGUCGUCUUAUCGCACUCACUUUUGUACGUCAAAGUGUCGGCGGUCUUCUGA